UAUCAUAUGCUUUAAUUAAUUCACAAAACAAAUCUUUAUUAUAAUAUUUAUGGAUUUAUCUUAAAUUACUUUUUUUUGUAUAGAGUAAAGAUGUUUUAAUAUUAUAAAGAAGAAUAAUAGGAUGUUGUAAAGCUCCAGAGCCAACGGAUAUAAUAUGGAAAAACUGCGCUUUUAGUAACUUUUAAAAAUAUAAAAAUAGAGGAGUUUCAUUUAUGAUAACAACAAUAUUAGUAUCAUUUAGCUUUGUUUCAAUAUUCUCUAUAAAGGAAUAUUAUAUUUAAACUAAAAAUAAUUACAAAGAUUAUCUUAAUAAUAACUAUAUAAGAAUAUUUGUUUUUUUGCUAUCUAUUUUAUCAUCGUUUGCAAUAUCUUUUAUAAAUAGUUGUUUGAAAAUAAUAACUAGAUUAUUAUCAUAAACUGAGCUAAGAUCUACAUCUACCCAUUUAAAUAUUGCAAAUGCUUAAAAACUCUCCAUAGCCUAAUUUUGUAAUACUGCAUUUAUAGUAUUAAUUGUAAAUUUAUCUAUUGAUUAUAAUUCAAUUUGGACAAAUAGUGGAAUUAUAAAUUAAGUAACUUUAAUUAUGUUAACAAAUAUUGUAAUUCCUCCUAUUUCAAAUUAUUUUGAUAUAUUUGCUUUAUUGCGCAAAAUGAAACGAAAAAAAGUAUCAUAAAACCCAGAAUUAUUUAGUUAAGGAGAAGCUAAUAAUUUGUUUGAAGCUACUCCUUUAGAUAUGUCAGUUAAAUAUUCUAAUAUUAUUAAAAUUUUGUGGUUUAUUGGAUUCUAUAGCCCUUUAUGUCCAUUCUUAACUAUUUUUGGUAUUAUUUAUGUUUUUUUAAACUACUGGGUAGACAAAUAUUUACUUAUAAAUAGAUAUGCUAGACCUAAUAUGCUGAGUAGUGAUUUAAAUUUUGAAAUUAUUUAAUUAUAUGAAUAUUUCUUUAUUUGUGUCGCGUUUGGUAAUAAGUAUUGGAUGGAAUAUAUGGAGUAUAAUGGUGAUUACACCAUAAUGAAUUUGACUAUUAUAAUUAGUGCUAUAAAUUUUUAUAUCCCUUCUGAAAAACUUAAUAGAUAAAUGUUUAAAACUGUCGAAAGUACAAACUUUAGUACUAAUUAUUAAUAAAAUAGGUUUUAAUUUACUACAGAAUAUGAUAGAACUAAUCCUAUUACAAAAUAGAAAGCUAUUAAUUCCUUUAUUAAAGAAAUUUAAUGUAAUUUUUUUUUAUUUGAAAUAAUAUUUUUUUUUAAUAAUCAAAAAUAAAAGAAAAAAAAAGUCCUUAAUAAGAUAAAAAUUAAAAUUAAAUAAAUCAGGAUAAUUAAAUUAAUAAAAAUAUUAUAAAUUAAUAAGAUAAUAAAAUAUAUAUUAAUAAUAAUACACAAUUAUAAAAUCCAUCAUCAUAUUAUCUAAAUGAUUAAAAUUCAUUAUUAGAAAAUAAAAAUUAUUAAUAAAACAAAUAUCCAAUAUUAACAAAUAAUAAUAUUAUAUUAUAAACAUAAAAUCAAAAUAUAAAUUAAAAUAACUAAUAAUAAAAUAUAAUUUAAAAUUAAUUAUAUAAUUAAUAAUAGAAUUAUUAUUAAUAAUAAUAAUAAUAAUAAUAAUAAUAAUAAUAAUAAUAAUAAUUAUUAUUAUAAUAAUAAUUUUAACAAUAUAAUUAAUGUUAAAUUUAGGAUGUUAGAUUAGGUGUUUAAUAUAAUCCUUAGUUAUAAAAUUAAUAUUUUAUUUAAUAGAAUCAAAAUGAUAAUUUAAACAAUUAAUAAUAUAAAUGAUUAUCAAUAUUUAUUAUAUAAUAAAUAAUACAUAAUAAAAUAUAAAAUUUAAAAAUUUAUUUUUACAAAUUUUUUUUAUUUUUAUUAAUAUAUUAUGAAUUUUUUCUUUAUUAAUAUUUUUUUUUUUAGUUAAUUUAUUCACAAUAUUAUAUUUCAGCCUAAUACUUAUUUAUUAUAUUAUAUUUUUUCUAAAUCUUUAUUUUUUUUUUACUUACAAUUAUUUUAAAUCUAUUCCAUAUUUUUAUUAUAUUAAUUGUUUAAUUUUAUAAUCAAGAAUUAAUAUUUAUUUAAUAUUAAUUUAUAAUAAAACAUUUUAUUUUUAUAAUCUAAAAAUAUAUUAUAAUUGAAAUAUUAAAAUAAUUAUUUUUAAUCUUUAUAUUUUAUAUUAUUUUAAUUACUUAAAAUAUUAAAAAUUAAUUUCAUAUAUAUUAUUUUUAAAAAUAAUAAUAAUUAAUAAAAAAUCAAUUUAUUAGAUUAUAAAAAAUAUAUUAUAUUUUAAGAAUUUUUUUAAAAAAAAAUAAAUUAAGAAAUCUAUUUAAUUUUUUUUUUAAAUAUUUUGAAAACUAUUUAUAUUUAUUAUCUUUAAAAUUAGUAAAGAAUAAAUAUAUGUAACUAAAAAUCAUAAAUUAGUAAAUUUUAGGGUAAAACAAGGUGA
Messenger RNA from Ichthyophthirius multifiliis, 2420 nucleotides. RefSeq names its product protein kinase domain protein. The annotation marks the transcript as partial. The record is from RefSeq and is a predicted model, not a curated record. Gene Ontology annotation, cellular component: plasma membrane. The transcript has 2 exons. Lineage: Eukaryota; Ciliophora; Oligohymenophorea; Hymenostomatida. Gene Ontology annotation, molecular function: calcium-activated cation channel activity.